AUGGAACCCGGAAGUGUGUCUUGUCAUGAGACAUUGUUAAUCUGGCUAAGAUGUCUGUGUUCGCUGUCUGGGUGCUCUCUAUCUGCCUGCUUUUAGUGCAGGGAAGUCCCGUUCAGAAAAGCGAUGGGGAACCGGUACCGCUUGUUAUAUGGCACGGAAUGGGUAAGCAACAAAGCCUUCUUCAUUUCCACUAAUUGUAUUUAUUAGUUUGCAGGUCUUCCAAUACUUUUCUGCAUUUUACCCUAGGGGAGAUACGUCUUUGAUUUAAAAAAAAUUUUUUUUUGUAAACGGAUUUUGUACCUACGUUUCUCUUUGUAUUUAUUAUUAUUAUUAUUAUUGUGUACUUUACCAGGUGACUCUUGCUGUAACCCCUUCAGUAUGGGAGCCAUUAAGAAAAUGGUCGAAAGGCAGAUUCCUGGGGUUUAUGUGCUUUCUCUGGAGAUUGGGAACAGUAUUACUCAGGUAUGACCGGGCACACUAUGGAGGGCAGGAUUUCAGUAUGUUGCCUGCUUUGCCAUAAUGUGUGAUGUCCAGCAGAACUUAAUCUAAUUUUCUUAUAGGACAUGGAAAAUAGUUUCUUUCUCAAUGUGAAUGAGCAGGUGGCUAGAGUUUGUGAGCAGCUAGCAAAAGAUCCCAAGCUACAGCAGGGCUACAACAGCAUGGGAUUCUCACAAGGGGGUCAGUUCCUGUAAGUGUCAUUUUGUGGAGUGUUAUAACAGUGGAGCUGGAUUAAAAAAGAAAAAAUCUAUGCUAACCCUUGUCUCAUGUUUUCUCAGGAGAGCUGUGGCCCAGAGAUGUCCUUCUCCUCCCAUGCAUAACUUGAUCUCCAUUGGUGGCCAACAUCAAGGUAUUGCCAGUAUUGGAACAGAAAAUUGUGCUAAAUUUGUAUUUAACAAUGUUUUCAUUAGUAAUUUAGAACACUGGAAAUUUGCAUAGGCAUAAAAGGCUAAAUUUGGAGAAAAUUAUUUCAACCCUUUUUACUCCAUGUUCAGUUGUGAUACAGGAAAUAUGUAUGGGAAAAAUGCUCAAUUUAAAAUGUACUUAAAACUAAUGGUACAUGAUGAUGAUAUUUGCAUUAUGGCAUGUGGGGUCCAUAUUGCCACAGGAUUCUAGAAAAUAAAGCAAAUACUCCAGCACUUUGCGAGAGACACAGUAAUGGUAGUUCACAAUCUGCUAGUGUUGCAAAUGGAGCACAUUCCUCUCUUUGUGUAUUGGUUACAGCUGUCCUAUUCUUUGAGUACAGGGGUGAAAUGCUUUGGUUGUGAAAGGACCUGUCAUAUGCCCUUACACUUUGGUUGCGUUGCAUACCUUAUUUUUAUACUUGUACACACUUUUUGUAGAGAUAAAAUAGAGCAGUGGUCCUCAAUUCUUUGCUCCGUAUCCAUUGUAAUUCCAUACUACCUUAACUGCCUCACUCUUUUUUUUUUCAAUCUGCCACCUUCCUUUAUUUUAUUUUUUCUUUCUUUUUUUUUUUAUCUUUCACAAACCUUUUAAAACCGGCCUAUACAAAAUGUGUCCUAUGCAGGGCCGUCUUUCCCCAUGGGCACACUGGGCAGUUGCCUGGGGGCCCCACCCCGCUGCCCAGCGUGCCUAGGCAGAUUGGAGAUCAUUUGAUCUCCCCUACCGGCCCAUGGAGAGCCGGCCCUGUUUAAUGGUUGUGGGCCAUCUCUGGCUUGUGAGGAGAUAAGAGAUCUCUCUCAUCGGCCCAAGGCCCUUUCGAUCGGGGCGGGAGGACCCGGAGGCAGAGGGAGGGACCUGGGAAGCAGAUCGCAUCUCCCACAAGCAGGCUAUGUGGAGCGUUACCAUGACAAUGCUCCACGCAGCCUUCUGCAUGCAGUAGUACAGGAGAGUCUGCAGCCAGACGAGCUGCAGACUGCAUAGAACUUACCAUCAAUGGACCACCAUUGGCUGAGUCCCCCGCUUCUUUACCAAAGGUAAGAAGGGAGGGGGGAAAUGAAGAUUUUAUUAAUGUAUAGGAUUAUUAAUAAAACUAAAUUAAAAAAAAAAAAAUCUUUGCUACCUGCCCCCCCUCAAACUCUGCAACAUGCACCCCUCAGUGUGUGUGUGUGUGUAUUCAGCGGACUAUACAUAUUUAGCAGUCUGUGUGUGCGUGUAUUUAGCGCACUGUGUGAGUGCGCGUGUGUAUUCAACAGUCGGUGUAUGUAUUGCAUUUGUUGGAGAUACUAAUAAAUAUAAGCUUAAUUUUAUCUAUAAUUUAAAUUUUUUAUCCUGUGAGUUGUGUGUAGGCAGGGAACCAGUGCACUGCUCUAACCAGGGGCCCCUAAUGUUUAGAUAACACUGGUCCUAUGAUUGCCAGCUUGUCAACACCAAAAAUUACAGACACAAACACACACUCACAGACACACAUGCUGAUAUUGACAGAUACGCACAUUCCUCUCACACACAGAAAUUAUUUCCUUUCCCUGGGUCCAGUAUGGCUGCUGUAAUUUUCAAGCUUUCUUGCUGUGCUCCCUUGAGCACUGUUAAUAAUGAUUUAUCCACUGACUGUAAGUUGGAGCAAGGAACUUCCUGGCACAAUUAAAACUUUAUACCAGUAAAGUUGUUAUAGUGUCCACGGUAUUCCUUUAACCAACCUAUAUUGCCUUCACCUUGGAGAGGUGUGUUGUGUUUUUUUUUUUUGUUUUUUUUUAAAUAUUCUUUUAUCUUUUUAUCCUUAACCAGAAUAAAGAUGGCAACAAGCCUGGUAUAAUCAACACCAUAAACUUAUUUGUCCUCAGAACGCCUUCACCCUAUAAUUUAGCUUAAGCAGCUGAUAGCAUCCAUGUAAUAUGCCUAGAACUGAUUUUACUGUCCGACUAUAAAUGGGGCACUCUGGACAUAUAGCCACUAUUAUAUUGCCUAUAGUCUGUGUGCCUUCCCUGGUUUUAUGUCAAAAUGUUCAGGAGAUGUCUAUCAACACAAAUGGUGUUCUCCUUGACACCCCAGAGUCUACCCAUUCAGUGCAGCUCAAUUAGACAUUUUUGCAAGGCAGGUGCUCUGGGCAAUUGCUGCCCCUCGAGUUUAGCUUCACUGAGCUAAACAAACCAGGAAGUAGCAUGAUCUGUUGUCUGACAGCCAAGGAUGCGUAACAAGAUUAGUUUAAAAAAGUGCUUAUUUCUAUUGAAAUCUGCACUUUUGUAAUAUGGGGAAGACAUACUCUUCACACAGAAAGCAUUUCAGCAAGCAAAAGUGCUCCAGGGCUCUGAAGUGUUCCUUUUUCUACCACCAAAGAGCAUUAUUUCCCUGCAGGCACACUUACUCCAUGCAAUAUUUUUAUAAAGGCUUUCAUUAAGAUUGUCUGUCUGUGUACCAUGUGUCUAGGUGUAUAUGGCCUCCCCCAUUGUCCUGGAGAAGUGUCCCAUAUAUGUGACUGGAUAAGAAAGCUGCUGAAUUCUGGAGCCUACACCAAACCCGUACAGGAACAGUGAGUUUUCGUGGGAAUACUUUCUAUGUUGAGGAACAGAGUUGCAAAGUCUCUAUCUUAACACAAAACCUAUGUGUGCAUUUCAAUACAGUCUGGUGCAAGCAGAAUAUUGGCAUGAUCCGCUCAAUGAAGAGGCCUACCAAAAGAACAGCAUUUUCCUUGCCGAUAUCAAUCAGGAGAGAGUGAGUGAUCCAUUUAUGUAAAAUAUCACAAUAUGUUUGUUUGAGACCUUAAACUCACUAAAAAUAACAUAUUUAUUUACAGAAAGCCUCAUUAUGAUGGUGAACUCAAUCUAAGAGUCCCCAGACAGCAAGAAAUCUUCUCUCUCUUCCUGCAGUCACAAACGCAUUGGUUUCAUUCCAGAUCACAUAUAUUGAUCAUGAAUGAAAAUAUAGGGCUCAUUUGUGUGAAACAAACACUGACAUACCUGUUUGGUUUUAAGCAAACCAGACUUACUGGAGUAGAAAACUUGUCAGUAGAGGAUGCAAAUGUAUUUUAAAGCGACACUUAAUGAAGGUUUUUGAUUAUGUAUUUAAAUAUAAAUGGGUACAAACAAACAAACAAAAACUAAACAAAUUAGCCACUUUGCAUACCCUCCUUGUUGCUUACUCUGCAUCAAGGAUGUUGCUGUUUAAAUUAGUACUGAGCAUACACGUAAGUGCAUGCAUAUCCUGCUAGUGACGUGUGAUGACAUUAACACAUGUACACAGUAGAUUCCAAUGCAUUCCUUUGAAAAGUGCUGAGGCAUGUAUAGUAAUCUCACCCAUUCACCUUUUUUUUUUUUUUUUGUGUGUGUGUGUGUGUGUGUAUUGAUAAUGCCCCUGCAGGCUCACUUCUCAAUUCUCUGCCAAUUAGAUAAAUCACUUUUAUUUCUCUUUUAUGCAGCCAUAGCCACAUCACCCUUGGCUUGACUCACCCAGAACCUGCAUGGAAAAAUAAUGAUUUAAUUUUCAAUAUGGAUCUUACAGCACAAUGUGCUAACUUUUUGGUAGUUUUUAUCUUCUGCUCUGUUAAUUGAACUUUUAGCAUGCACAAGAGGCUCCUGCGGGCUUUUAACAGGAGAUAAAUUAAACAGAUUGUGCAAAAAAGAAAGUUUUAAAGGGACACUAUAGGCAAACAGAUCACUUCAACUCAUUGAAGUGAGGUGUCCCUGAACCCUACAAUGCUAAUUAUUGCAGUUUUUAAGAAACUGCAAUAAUUCGAUAGGUGGGUUAACUCCACCACUAACGGCUGUCUACCAAACAGCCACUAGAAGGACUUCUGGGCCAUUAGGCGACUUUUAGUCGCCUAACUGAUGCUGGACAUCCUCACGCUAUGCAUGGGGACGUUCAGUGUCACCCAAAACCACAUAGGUAAGCAUUGUAUAAUGGUUUCCUAUGGAGAAAUCCUAAUGGGAGUGUGGCCAUUGCACCGCAUAUGCAUUAGGACUCCCCUGCCAGAUGAUGUCUGUGGGGGAGAAGCAAAGGCGGACCCGAGUCAGUGCCAAGGGAUAUUGGCGCUGGACUGAGGUAAGUGACAGAAGGUUUUUUUUUUUUUACCCUUUAUGCCCCACGGUGGGAGGGGAAUGAGGGAAGAAAAGUUUUCCUGGCACUCUAGUUUCCCUUUAAAUGUUAGAGAGACUGUGUGGGUAACCUGUAGAGGAAGUGUAGUUAGAACUGCAUAAACAAAGUUUAUGGAAUAGCUUGCCUAUUGCCAUGAGACUCUCCCCUAGUCUUCAAUCAUUUAAGAAGGGCCUUAAAACCCAUCUCUUCAGGAAAGCUUAUGGCCUCCCAGAGUAAUCUCUACCUUACAUACCUGUCUUCUGCUCUCUCCUAUGGGACAGUGCUUUGCUCUCUCCUCCAGCUCUGCACUCCUACUUGAUAUUUCCUGUCCUAAUGUUUCUAAUACCCCACCUCCUAUAGCAUGUAAGCUCGUUUGAGCAGGGUCCUCUUCAACCUAUUGUUCCUGUAAGUUUUCUUGUAAUAGUCCUAUUUAUUGUUAAAUCCCCCUUCUCAAAAUAUUGUAAAGCGCUACGGAAUCUGUUGACGCUAUAUAAAUGGCAAUAAUAAUAAUAUAUGCCAUAGAAUUGAGUCGUUAGAGGGCUUCAGGGCAAUGAUCACUACAUCAAGCUUAAGUUGUUUUAGUGCUUAUAGUGUCCCUUUUAGGCUAUAAAGGGACAUUCUAAGCACCAAAACAACCUUAGCUUUGUGAAGCAGUUUUGGUGUAUAGAACAUUCACCUGCAGUCUUGCUUCUCAAUUCGCUGCAAUUUAGGAGUUAAUCACUUUUGUUUCUGUUUGUACAGCCCUAACCACAUCUCUCCUGACUGACUCACACGGCUAACAUAAAAAAUGGUCUAAUUUCAUUAAUAAAAAAACCAAUACAUAAAUAUUGGCACUCAACAGGCUAUAGGUGCUGUUAUUGAGGUUGCCUGCCCUACGAUAUAAUAGGAAAAAAAACCUGAUGUUACAGCACUCAAAAAAUACAAUUUUAAUUACUUUUAUAUGGGCAAUAAUGCCUAUAUCUUGCAGAGAUUUGAUAGGCCAAAAAGUUAUAGCAGAAUUGAAAGAUACAUAUGUAAGCAUAUAAUGUAUGUGCCUAAACCUAAGGAUCCAUCACCAGUAUAGAAAGAUAAAAAUAAAAAAAUAAAAAUUGAAAAAUAUGUACAAGCAUAUAAAUAAAAUGUACCCUGCGCAAGAAUCUCUAUAAUCUCUCAUAUGUUAAUUUUUUUAUGUUAGCCGUGUGAGUCAGUCAGGAGAGAUGUGGUUAGGGCUGUACAAACAGAAACAAAAGUGAUUAACUCCUAAAUUGCAGCGAAUUGAGAAGCAAGACUGCGGGUGAAUGUUCAUCAAUAGUAGGAUACACUGUUAAUACUUAAAUGUGGAUAAGUGCAAGAUAAUGCAUCUUGGACGUAAAAACCCAAGGGCAGAGUACAGAAUAUUUAAUAGAGUCCUAACCUCAACAUCUGAGGAAAGGGAUUUAGGGGUGAUUAUUUCUGAUGACUUAAAGGUAGGCAGACAAUGUAAUAGAGCAGCAGGAAAUGCUAGCAGAAUGCUUGGUUGUAUAGGGAGAGGUAUUAGCAGUAGAAAGAGGGAAGUGCUCAUGCCAUUGUACAGAACACUGGUGAGACCUCACUUGGAGUAUUGUACGCAGUAUUGGAGACCGUAUCUCCAGCAGGAUAUUGAUACUUUAGAGAGAGUUCAGAGAAGGGCUACUAAACUGGUUCAUGGAUUGCAGGAUAAAACUUACCAGGAAAGGUUAAAGGAUCUUAACAUGUAUAGCUUGGAGGAAAGACGAGACAGGGGGGAUAUAAUAGAAACAUUUAACUUCAUAAAGGGAAUCAACACAGUAAACGAGGAGACUGUAUUUAAAAUAAGAAACUACCACAACAAGGACAUAGUCUUAAAUUAGAAGGGCAAAGGUUUAAAACUAAUAUCAGGAAGUAUUACUUUACAGAGUGGGUAGCGGAUGCUUGAAAUAGCCUUCCAGCUAAAGUGGUAGAUGUUAACACAGGGAGUUUAAGCAUGCAUGGGAUAGGCAUAAAGCUAUCCUAGCUAUAAGAUAAGGCCAGGGACUAAUGAAUGUAUUUAGAAAAUUGGGCAGAUUAUAUGGGCUGAAUGGUUCUUACCUGCCGUCACAUUCUAUGUUUUCAAUAUCAAUACAAGUUUCAGGAGAAAAUCUUUUUAAGAUUUAAUUUUUGGUGGUUUUCUACCAUACAAUAGUCUCUUUGGAGGAUAAUCCAUUAUUUGUUAUGCAAUAUAAUAUAAUUUUAAAGGAGCACUAUAGGGGCAGGUACACAAAUAUGUAUUCCUAACCUUAUAGGGUUAAUACCACCGGGGGGAGGGGAGCAAAAAAAAGUGGAUCCGAAAGACUUAUUACAGAGCCUUAAAAUAGCCGGACUUAACGUAUUAUUACAACAAGAAACAUGGUCAAGAUAAAUCAAGGUCCGGAUUGCAGAAAUAAUCAGUCAAGACAAAGCCGGGUCAGGAUACCCAAAAUCACAAGGUCACUAAGAAGCAGAGUCUGGUUACCUGGAAAUUACGAUGCCGAGAUCAAACACAGAAAAUCACUAGGAGCACAAAGCAAAUAUCUAUACAGAAACCACGAUAGGGCAAUGAAUGAAGGCUAAAACAAGCCUAAAUGACGUGGUCCCUUUAAGGUCAUGACGUUCUGGCAAAAUAUUUUAUUUAUAGGGACGGCAUAGAUAGUACUUCCCUCCGAUCCCACGAACACUUCCCUCUGCUGGUUCGCGGGACCGAAAGGAAGGACUGUAUUCAGGCCAAGCGGUGCGUAAUACGGCCACACAUUGUGUUCUGCCUGUGUGGCCCGAGGAGGGGAGCGGCGUGGAUAACAAUAACAGGUAAGUUCACGACAAGUAUACAAAAAAAAGAGGAAAAAAAAUUGCCAAAAAAAACGUACACGUUUGUAAAAGAAAGUUUUAAAUACUUGUCUCAUGGCUCAGAUCUUACUACUUCUUUGGGAGCCAUUGCUGUUAUUCAAAUGUGAUGUUUGGAGCGGAGAGAGAGGUUCCAUAUAACCAGUGGAUGAACCUUCUCCAAUUUCUGGGUUUUCAGACUGUUGCCCAUCUGCAAGUUUUUCCAUGGGGGUUCUUGUGAGGGUUCAGACCAGGGCUGCAGGCGCUGGUUCCAUAAUAUCUUUCUUUAGAACAGCUGCCCAAAACUGCACAGCAUAUUCAAAGUGUGGUCGUACCAGUAAUUUUAUGAAAAGGCAAAAUUAUAUUUUCAUCCAGAGAAUUAAGGCCCCUAUUUAUAUAUAAUACAUUAUUUGCCUUAGCAACUGCUGAUUGACAUUUCACAUUGUUCCCUAGUUUGUUGUCUAUAACAUGUUCUUAACAUGCAACUAAACUGUUUAUGUUUUUUUUGUUUGUUUUUUUUCCUUUCUUUCUUUAGAGCGUAAAUGAAAGCUACAAGCAUAAUCUCCAGAAGCUGCAGAAAUUUGUUAUGGUGAAAUUCCUUAAAGAUACCAUGGUUGUUCCACCAGAUUCAGAGGUUAGUGAAUAAACCUACAUAUAACCAGAAGAUAGAUCUAUUUAGAGGCAGUGGAGUAGCUGUCUGAGGGGUGGGGGAAGGAGUGUCAAAUAGAGUGCGCACCUUACCGCAGGUAGGCAGUCUGCAUAUAAGUAGUGUUUUGAACUGGUCCACUGGUAGUAGUGGAAGGACCAUAAAACCAGCUAUGUUUGGGUGGACGUGUGGACCAAUUAUUUCUUAUAAAAUCUAAAGUGUUUUUGUACUUUUUCUUCUUCACAGUGGUUUGCAUUCUACAAACCAGGACAAAGUAUAGAUAUUGUCCCAUUACAGAACAGCACCCUGUAUACUGAGGUAAGAAAAUACAUCUACACAUUCCAUUUUUUGUUUUGUUGUUGUUUAACAAAGCUGUAGUUUGUAUAUACGAGCUCUAUGCAUAUUUCAUAAACCUUUCCUGUGCAGGGAUUAUGACCUAAAGUCCAGCAGCAUAAUUCAUGAAAAUACAUUAAUGAAAGUACUUGGUAGCUAUAAAUGAUGUUAUUGUGUCCAGUCCUUAACUGCUAUACAGACUAUUCUAGAAAGCUAUGAGUAGACAAUGUACAAUAACUUGUGGCAUCUAACUUUUAUCUCAGUGGAGAACCUAUACGCAGGACUGGGGAGCUUGAUUAGCAAGUGGUUCUGAUGCUAGGUGUUUUAUCUUUUGAUAAUAAAUCCUUGACACACUGAGGAGUAUAUAUGUGGUUAUUUCUGUCUUGAUUCAGUCAGUGUCAAAACCUGAAUGCUUGUGACUCUCUUUAUUUUCUAUCUUUACUGUGACUGGAAACUGAGAAAUGGAGGGGGGGGGGGGGCAACAACAAAAACAAAGUUGCAUUGUGUAAUAUAGUAAGCAUUAAAAUAAAAAAAUCUACAAUGAAAGGAAACCUUUUAUAUGGAUUCCUAAUGCAGUGUGGUAUAGUAAAAUUCAGUGAAAAUCCUUGGAUUUGCAAUUGAGACAUUUUACUAAAAGGAAAUAAAUUAAAAAAAUAAAAAUAAAAAGUAUCCUCCCCACAUACAGGCAGCUUAGAGGUAGUACAUGACCACAUGGAGAUUUCCACCUUUCUUCUAUAAGACAGACAGGCUACUAGAAGACACAAAAAAAUAUUAUAUACAAACACAAUAUCUACAGUGGAAAAAUGAAACAAAAUCAUCAUAGAGUAAUAUUGUAUAAACACCAUAAGAUAAAACGGUGUAUAUUGCACUCACAAACACAUUGAUAGUAGGCAUAUCAAAUGGUGUUGAAAUCUUCAGCACAGAUGGACAGACAUAUGGGAACAAAAAUAAAGAAAUAAUGGUGCAUAACAUAUGAUACUAGAAAAGCUGUGCUUUAAUAUGAGAAAUACUUACAGGAUUACUGUAGGAUACAGGCACAUCAAAUUAAAUAGAUGUUCUUUCCACCCAGUUUAGGUCUUGGUCUUUCCUGUUGAUCACCACUCUUCAAUCGGUUUAAGCACAUAAAUCUUUAUUAACUCGCAUAAAACAUCAAAAAAAUAAAAUGAAUAAUGAAAAAGUUCCCUUUAAAUGUCUAAACCCUACACGUUUCGUCCGGUAUGGGUCCGAACUUCCUCUGGGGUAAUAAGUUAGUUACACUCCUAUCAUGGAAGGAAUCAAAGCAAUCUGUAGUCCUAUCCAGUUUCAGCACAUCAAGAUAAGAUCAGACAAUCUUAUGACAGUGGCUUAUCUCAACAGACAAGGUGAAACUUGUUAAUCAGCCCUAGCUCUUCUAUGCUAAAAUAAAUAGUUGUGGGCGGAGAUUAUCUUCCUUCUAAUUUGGCUGUCUACAUCAAGGCAGAUGUCAAUGUAGUAGUAGAUCCCUACGCAGAAAUCACAUCAUGGGGAUUGGUCUCUAGGUCCUUAUUUUUCAGGAGCGAAGAGGUUUGGCAGCCCAGAAGUGGAACUCAUGGCUUCAAAAAUAAAAACAAAAGUACAACGAUUUGCUUUCAUCAACAGAACAGACCAGCCACUUCCUAGAUGCAUUGGCAAUGAAAUGGCACUUUGGACGGGCUUACAUUUUUCCUCUCAUCAUUCUGAUUCUGUGAGUUCUGCAAAAACUCAUUCAGGACAAAGCCAGAGCUUUAGUAAUCAUCCAAUUUUGGCCUUGCAAAAGUUUUACUCCAUGGAGGCUCUUUCAAAGUGGAAUUACUGGUCCCUACAAACGUCGAAGACUUUCGAACUGACAGCCUGGUCUCUGAGUGGCAGACUCUGCUUCUAGAGGUCUGACUUCCAAAGUGGUAGACAUACUGGUAGCCACAAAAAUGGAAUCAUCCAGUAUAUGGAGCACGUUUUGUUACCAGGUGCCGAGGCAUCAAUAUUGAUCUUCUCUAUUCAUUGCAUUCUCAGGUUUCUACAAAGUAAGUUUGCCAAAAGUGGAUAAUGCUUUAGUAGAGGAGAGCAUUGUAGCCCAGAGAAAUAGCGUCCUCCCUCAAAGUGCUUUCAGCUUUUCGUUUUUAUACCAUUAGAGAUCUGACUUCCAAAACACUAGUGUCCUUGCUUCAUUUCAUCAGAGCAGUCUCUAAUCUGGUACCCAUUAUCAGAGAGAUUAUCCCUCCUUGGGAUUUCAUCUAAGUCUUGAUGCUCCUCCGCUCUCGUUUUUUGGGGGCAUGUUUUGAAGUCGAAUGCAUAUGCCAAAACGUGCAUUUGCAUACUUAUUUAUUUUUUCCACUGAUAACAUGGGAUGGGAAUUUGAGGGAAAAUAUGCCUAAUUAUUUGGGAUUGAUACUUUGAGAAGAUGCUCUAUUAAGGGUUAUAAGUGUAUGGGUCUGUUUUAUUCAUGACAAAGUAUUCUAUGUGGAGCAUUCUUAAACCACUUCGCCCCAUGUCCUUGUAUGUAUGUUAGAUUCACCCUGAUAUUUAUGUAAAGAUGCAAUAUUGAUAUAGAGCCACCCCCUAAUCACCCACCUGUUACUCACCUUUAAAGGAACACUGUAGUCACUAUAACCAUUUCAUCUCUUUGAAUUGGUCAUAGUGCGUAGAGUUCCCUGGCACUGUUUCUCCAUUCAGUGUUAAACCAUGUUUGAGCUGUUAAGCACUAAAUAAGGGUCCCUGGCCACCCACAGUCCAGCACACUUCCCUGUUGACAUACAGAUUCAUACCGCCACUUGGAGCUCUGGUAGACUUGAAGCAUUCAGCCAAUCACAGCUGCUCCAUUGCUGCUCAGGCUAAUACUUCCUCAGUAGCCAAAGCCAUACAGAGGGGGCGGGGAUGCUGGGGACUCUCGUUUACCAUUAAAACAUUUAAAAACUGUUUAAUGCUGAAUGAAAUGACGGUACCAGGGGACUCCGGACACAAUAACCAGUUUAAUGAGAAGCAGCAGACACAGUGCCUACAGUGUCCUUUAACAACAGUGAGGCUUACUGACAAUAGAGUCUGUUAUACAAUUCGCUAAGUGAAUGUGAUUCAUAUCCUUGAUACUUUUUGUUAAUUCAGCUGUUGCUUUGUAACUCUAUCCUAAGCCUGUGAACUACAUGUUACUGUGUAUUGUGUGUAGGUAGAGAAUUUAUAUAGAAAAUAAAAAUAUAUAAUGUUUAUAUAAUAACACUAAUUGAGAAUAGUAGACAUCUUUCUCUACUCGAUGCUAAUCAUAACUGAGUAACUUUGGAGAUUAAGUUACUUCUCUAGUAACGUAUUGCUGCUUGACUGGGGAUUUUACUAAUCUAAAUUUAUCUUAUAAGGAAACUGUUGUAUUAAUUAUAGUAAGUUACUAUUUAAAGGCCUACUUUGGGUCCCCCUAGUGUUGACCCUUAAUAUAUCAACAUUUUUUUUUUGGUUUUUUUUUUUACACAGUUGCACAAAAUAACUUAAACAAUAACAAGCAUAAAACAAAAAAAGGGAAACGGGGGACAGGAACUCCAUCACCCCCUAUCUAUCUCCUCUUCUUUCACUCUCUCCCCCCUGUCCUCCACCUUAAGCCAAACCUCCACACACAAAAAAAGGAAGAAAAAAAAAUCCAGUGUCCACAAAUUAAAUUAGCCAUCUUUUCCUUUAACAUCAUUAGAGGAUUUUACUAGUAUAUCCCACACUUCCCACGUUUCCCCUUUUUGUUCCUCUAUUAAAUCGAAUUUUUGCAAUAUAGGUUCAAUAUUAACUAAUCCAUACCCCUAUUAAUGGACACGUUUUUCCAAGAGCUCACUAUUAAAGUUUUGGCAAAAUUAAUAACCUAAUAACAAAUGAGUGCUACUCCCAAAAAGGGGUAAUUAUCGGGCAACAAAAAAAAAAUUUAAAAUAUCCACCCUUUUGAGGUUCACAUCUCCAACAUCUGUUACUAACAUGAGGUGCAAAUCUCUUUAUUCCUACCAGUGUUCUAUAACUUCUAGAUGAUAAUUUGAUAGCUUGCUCUUGGUAUCUAACUGCUUUCAAGCCAUUUUUUUUUUUUUAAAGUAAUUUUAAAUAUUUAAUCAAUUUCUGAGGUUCCAAGGGUAAACCUAAAUCCAUCUUCCAUAAUCUACAAAAAGAAGUCCUUUCUAAACACUCUGAUAUUCAAAGUUUUUAUACAUUACGUAGAAACUGUUCUCGUAAUGAAGAUUUUAAUGAACAAGCCCAUACUCUCAAAGAAAAAUUAAUUGAUAAAAACGAUUCCCCAGAUAAUCUUGAUAAAUCCCUUAAAGCAGUAAAAGAAACAGAUCAGAUCUCUUAGUAUACAAAACAAAAAAAUGACAGACUCCUCUUUUAUGCCAAUUACUUUUAAUUUCAAUAAGAACAGUUACCAAGUAAAAAAAAUUAUUAAACAUUGGCACAAGAUGACACUCUUAAAGAAUUUAUCCCCAAAAAAACAAACGUAGUUAGAAACAUAGAAUGUGAGGGCAGAUAAGAACCAUUCGGCCCAUCUAGUCUGCCCAAUAUUCUAGAUACUUUCAUUAGUCACUGGCCUUAUCUUAAAGUUAGGAUAGCCUUAUGCCUAUCCCACGCAUGCUUAAACUCCUUUACUGUGUUAACCUCUACCACUUCAGCUGGAAGGCUAUUCCAUGCAUCCACUACCCUCUCAGUAAAGUAAUAUUUCCUGAUAUUAUUUUUAAACCUUUGUCCCUCUAAUUUAAGACUAUGUCCUCUUGUUGUGGUAGUUUGUGUUCUUUUAAAUAUAGUCUCCUUUACUGUGUUGAUUCCCUUUAUGUAUUUAAACGUUUCUAUCAUAUCCUCCUGUCUCGUCUUUCCUCCAAGCUAUACAUGUUAAGAUCCUUUAACCUUUCUUGGUAAGUUUUAUCCCGCAAUCCAUGAACCCGUUUAGUAGCCCUUCUCUGAACCCUCUCUAAGGUAUCAAUAUCUUUCUGAAGAUACGGUCUCCAGUACUGUAUACAAUACUCCACGUGAGGUCUCACCAGUGUUCUGUACAAUGGCAUGAGCACUUCCCUCUUUCUACUGCUAAUACCUCUCCCUAUACAACCAAGCAUUCUGCUCUAUUACAUUGUCUGCCUACCUUUAAGUCAUCAGAAAUAAUCACCACUAAAUCCCUUUCCUCAGAUGUUGAGUUAGGACUCUAUCAAAUAUUCUGUACUCUGCCCUUGGGUUUUUACAUCCAAGAUGCAUUAUCUUGCACUUAUCCACAUUAACUGUCAGUUGCCACAACUCUGACCAUUUUUCUAGUUUACCUAAAUCAUUUGCCAUUUGGCUUAUCCCUCCUGGAACAUCAACCCUGUUACAUAUCUUAGUAUCAUCAGCAAAAAGACAUACCUUACCAUCAAGACCUUCUGCAAUAUCAGUAAUAAAAAUAUUAAAGAGAAUGGGUCCAAGUACAGAUCCCUGAGGUACCCCACCGGUGACAAUUCCAAGCUUUGAAUAUAUUCCAUUAACUACAACCCUCUGUUGCCUGUCACUCAGCCACUGCCUUUGGGUGUAUUCCAUCAGGUCCCAUUGACUUAUGUCUUUACUUUUGACAGUUGAAAUAGAACCUCUUCCUCUGUAAACUCACGUGUAAUAAAUGACUCCUUUAUCCUUUUUCUUAACUGAGAUCCCUUUCCUUCAUUUUCAUCUGUAAAUACAGAACAAAAAUAUUCAUUGAGGCAGUCAGCUAGACCUUUAUCCUCUUCUACAUACCUUCCUUCUUUUGUUUUUAAUCUAACUAAUCCUUUUUACUUUUCUUUUCUCAUUUAUGUAUCUAAAAAUAUUUUGUCCCCCUUUUUUACUGACACUGCUAUUUUCUCUUCUGUGUGUGAUUUGGAAGCUUUUAUAACUUGCUUAGCCUCUUUCUGCCUAAUCUUAUAGAUCAUUUUGUCUUCCUCACUCUGUUUUUUUUAACUAUUUUGGCCACAUCUGCGGAGUACCACAGUGGUUUCUUGAAUUUUUUGCUUUUACUGACAAGCCUAAUGCAAUUUUAUGUUGCCUUCAAUAGUGCAACUUUUAAAUAAUAGUUUUUAGAGGUGCUCCUAGUUUUAGAUCUAUUUUAACUAAAAUUACACUAAAUCUACCACUAAUCAAUCCUUAUCCUUUUUAUCCCAAUGUAAAGGCUUCUUCAAAUGGAGUAGAUGUUUAGUUUGCAAAUCUACAGACCAAAGUAUCCAAUCCAAAACUACACAUUUCACAUCAAAUAUCACCAAAAAAAAAGCAUACCCCAUUAAAGACCUUGCUGCAAUACUAAGAAUGUAAAAUACCUACUGGAGUGCCUGUGUGGCCUCCAGUACGUUGGGAUGACUACCUGGUGCUUAAAAACAAGACUAGCGGAACACUGUCGAAAUAUUAUCAAAAAGAUACCCAAAACACUCCGUGUCCAAACACUUUUUUAAAUCCACGAUAAGAACCUUAAACAUCUAAAAUGUAUAGGUAUCCAAAAAUGCAAAAUAACUUGGAGAGAUGGUGAUUUUAAAAAGAUCAUAGGUCAAAAAGAAAUGCACUGGGUCUGCCUUAUAAAAACCCUUGUCCCUAUUGGAUUAUAUGUAGAUUUUGAUCUUUUUAACUUCUUAUAAAUAUGUGCAUUUUAACAUAUGGAGGUUUUCCUUUAAUUUUAAUUUAUAUAUUAACAUAUACACUGAUCUUAUCAUACUUUGUUUUAUCAAAACCGUUUUCAUUUAUGCAUUUACAUAUUGUAUUUUUUUUGUAUGUCAUCUUAAUUGUUAUAUAUAUUAGAGUUCCAAUAUUAGACUCUAUUGUUGUUUUUCCUUUUACUUUAUGCUAUAUCUUUAAUAUUUUCAUGUGACCCUUAUCCUCACCCCCCUUAUUUUAUUUACCAUUCCCUCCCCCAUAUGGCCACUACUCCCUUUAUAUAUUUUUAGCCCUCUUAUAUCUGUCCCUUUGUGCAGCUGCAUAUCUAAUUGAUUUUGUCAAUGAUGCUUUAAUUACAUUAAAUAUAGAACUGACCAGCUGCAAAUUUGGAACCGAUUUUAUAGCAUUCUGCUCAAAAUUAUUAGUUUUCACUAGGUUACAUUUGGACCAUAGUGAAUAAAUCCCCCACUUAUUAUAUGCUAUGUGGCCUGUAAGAGUUAUGAUGUUAACAGAGGCUCAACGUUUCCACUAAAAAUUGAGUCCUGGUGAGUGUGCCUUCGACGCUCCAGACUUACAGUAGGAAGUAACUUUUUGGCCUGUCUAGUAGUAUAGAACUUGAAAUUUUCAUCCCUGAAAUAGUCAGACUUAGACAGAAAUAGUUUAAUUAAGGAAAAAGGGAGCUGUGGUCAGAAGUGGUAUAUCAGCAAAAUGUUUGAAUAGGUGGUUUCUAGAAUUGGUGCUGCAUUUCACUUAUUGGAUGUAAAGAGGCAAUUUGUUCCAAUGGUAGGAGGCUAAGAGACAACGUGAGUCUAAAUGUGCAUAAGGUUAUGGUUGUACAGGAGGAUGCAAAGAGGGGUUUUAUUGUUUGUUUAAACUUUGUGGUAGACACUUAUUUUACCAUGGAAUAGCAUUACUUUUUUAAAAUGUACUUCACUAAGCAAUGAUCUCUGUCCCUACAGGAUCGUUUGGGAUUAAGAGAAAUGGACAAAGCUGGGAAGCUGGUGUUCCUUGGUGUGGAGGGUGACCACCUGAGCUUCACAGAUGAAUGGUUUAAUGAGAACAUCUUACCAUUCCUGCACUGAGUACCCUUGAAACUGUACCAUUGUCACAAACUGCUGAAUCAAUCACUUUGUUGAUAUUGUGAUGAUCCUCACUGGAAGGAGCCAGGAGCCCUAUGCAUUCUUUAGUUCUCCCUAUAACACUGUCCUAACAGAACUUUAGGUAGAAAUUGACUGCGUUUCAGUAACUGCAUCAUUUUUAAAGAUUUUUAUUUUUUCAAAGAGACCAUUUUUCUGCAUAUCAAAAUGCAUAGCACUGAUGAGAGGGAAUUCCUCUCAAGACCGCAUAUAAUCUAUAAAAUAGCAACACCCUUCCAAGUUUGUGUUUUAAUUAAAAUAAAUAAAAAUCUUAAACUAUUCCAAGUUAAUGUCUUUUCAUGAUAUUCAAUUUUCUUUUAUUCUACCGGCUGAACAGAAAUGUACC
Pelobates cultripes (western spadefoot toad) is the source of this 16813-nucleotide messenger RNA. The record is from the annotation of a GenBank genome assembly. Lineage: Eukaryota; Metazoa; Chordata; Amphibia; Anura; Pelobatidae.